Molecule: messenger RNA, 1107 nt
Organism: Brassica oleracea var. oleracea
Lineage: Eukaryota; Viridiplantae; Streptophyta; Magnoliopsida; Brassicales; Brassicaceae
Product: glutathione S-transferase T3-like
Exons: 5
Coding region: 1-1107 (368 amino acids)
Source: RefSeq, a predicted model, not a curated record
AUGAUUAUGUCGGUCCUCACGGCGCCUCCUCCGGAUUGGAGAUUCUCUCAGGUUUCUGGUGAACGCUGCGCUGGUGAAGAAGUUCAUGAAGUAAAGAUCAUUGUUGACUGUGUUGUUAAUUAUGGCAUGGACCGAAGCUCCUCCUCCCGUGUUUUCGAGAAGAGUUUGGAGAUAGCAAGAUCACAGUCUUUUAGCUCUCGCCUGAAGCUCUUGCUCCUGUCGGUGAAGCAACUACUACUUCCGACUGUCGGUGAGGAUAUGGAUUCCACGAACCCAUAUAGUAUGUCAGCCAAUUUUGUUGACCUCUUGAACAGUCAACAAGAGAGUGUCGUUCCUGAACCAUGUCCCUAUGCGAGUUUUCAACAUGUUGGAUCAUCACAACUCCCUGAAACGGCAAGCUUCUGUGAAGACUCAACUACAGAGCGUAGAGAAAUGAAGAAGUGGGCAGUCAGAGAUGAUCUUGUGCUCAUUAGCGCCUGGUUAAACACCAGCAAGGACCCGGUGGUCGGCAAUGAGCAGAAAGCAGGGGCGUUUUGGAGCCGCAUAGAGGCUUACUUCGCAGCCAGUCCAAAGGUGGAAAGAGGUGCAACGCGAGAGGCAAUUCAGUGUAAGCAACGAUGGCAGAAGAUGAACGAUCUAGUCUGUAAGUUUUGUGGAUCCAAUGCGGCUGCAACUAGACAGAAAACAAGUGGUCAGAAUGAGGCUGACACUGCGAAACUGGCACACGAGAUCUUCUACAACGAUCACAAGAUCAAAUUUAACCUCCACCAUGCUUGGGAGGAGCUGAGGAAUGACCAGAAAUGGUGUGAAGUUGCUAGUAGCAAGAUUGAUGGAACCAGUAAGAAGAGAAAGUGUGAUGAUAAAGUUCAAUCAGAGAGCUCCAAGCAACGUCCACUCUCGGUGAUCAACGCACCAAAUGCCCUCCUGGUGUUAAGUCGGCGAAAGGAGCCUCUGACCAUGUGGUCUAUUAAAGAGAAAGACAUGGCUGCGAAAGAGAAACUUAAGAAGAUAGGGUUGCUUGAGAGUCGAAUAUGCAAGAAAGAGCCACUUUCUGAAUACGAGGAAGAGCUAAAGAAGAAGCUAAUUAGUGAGAUGUUGGAGAUAUGA